Phytophthora sojae is the source of this 1808-nucleotide messenger RNA. RefSeq lists its product as hypothetical. The coding region runs from base 41 to 1645 and encodes 534 amino acids. Gene Ontology annotation, cellular component: cytoplasm. Gene Ontology annotation, biological process: proteolysis. NCBI's taxonomy places the organism in Eukaryota, Oomycota, Peronosporomycetes, Peronosporales, Peronosporaceae. Gene Ontology annotation, molecular function: manganese ion binding; metalloaminopeptidase activity. The record is from RefSeq and is a predicted model, not a curated record. The transcript has a single exon.
GCAGCGCACACACCAGACCCACCCCCUUCCUCCCUUCCUCAUGGUGCGCUUCACGGUCCUCUCCUCGCUGCAGCGGUGCGUGAACCGCGUGCUCGUCGUGGGCGCCCUCGAGACGCUGCAGGCCCAGGGCGCGGCCGACAGCUUCCUGCAGCAGACGCUCGUGGCCGCCUCCGCGCGCGGCGUGAGCUUCUCCGCGGGCGCCAACCCGCUGCUGCUGCAGCACGCGCUGGACACGCUGCGCCCAGGCGCGGACAGCGGCGCCACGUCGGAGCUGCUGCUGGCCCCCGAGGCCAAGGGCGUCGACGCGCUGCACGUGACGCUGCACGCGCUGCCCACGCAGGUCUCGCGCUCCAACAGCGCGGCCCGCCCGCACGCCAUCGCGUCCUUCGUCAAGGGCCACAGCGCGCGCGUGGCCAAGCGCGACGCCAAGGACGAUGAUGACGACGUCGUGCUGGUCGUGCUCAUGCUGCCGGGUCACACGGACACGUGGUUCGCGGCGGGCGCGGCCGUGGCGCGCGCUGCGCCGCUGUACGAGCACAAGCUCAAGAAGACCAACGCGCUGCCUCCUGUGACGGCCGCCACGCCCGACAAGCUGCAGGUCGUGUACCAGACGCCGCUAUCGGGCGAGCAGACCACGCUCGUGCAGCAUACGGCGGACGCCAUCCAGCUCGCCGCGCGCCUCGUGGACGCGCCGCCCAACGAACUGCACUCGGACGCGUUCAUCGCCGAGGCGCGCGCGGUGGCCCAGCGCACAGGCUCCAAGAUCACGGUCAUCCAGGGCGACGAGCUGCGCGACCAGGGCUUCGGCGGCAUCUACGGCGUGGGCAAGGCGGCCACGCACAAGCCGGCGCUCGUGUGCCUGAGCCACGUGCCGGAAGGCGCGGCCCAGGACGCCAAGGGCGUGGCCAUGGUGGGCAAGGGCAUCAUCUUCGACACGGGCGGCCUGUCCAUCAAGACGGGCGGCAUCAUGGUCGGCAUGAAGCGCGACAUGGGCGGCGCGGCGGCGCUGCUGGGCGCCUUUGAGGCCGCGUGCCACGCCAAGAACACGACGGACAAGACGCCGCUGCACGCGGUGCUGUGCGUCGCCGAGAACUCGGUCGGCCCCGACUCGACGCGCGUGGACGACGUGCUCGUCAUGUACUCGGGCAAGACGGUGGAGGUGAACAACACGGACGCGGAGGGCCGCCUCGUGCUGGCGGACGGCGUGGCGUACGCUGUCAAGCACCUGAACCCCAAGGUGAUCGUGGACAUGGCCACGCUCACGGGCGCGCAGGGCAUCUCGACGGGCAGCCGCAUCGGCGCCAUCUACACCAACAACGAAGAGCUCGAGGGUCUGGCGGUCAAGGCCGGCAAGAUCUCCGGCGACCUGGUGCACCCCAUGCCGUACGCGCCCGAGUUCCACCGCCCCGAGUUCAAGUCCACCAUCGCAGACAUGAAGAACUCGGUCAAGAACCGCGCCAACGCGCAGGUCUCGUGCGCCGGCCAGUUCAUCGCCAACCACCUUGGCGAGUUCGAGAACACGGGCAAGUGGCUGCACGUGGACAUGGCCUUCCCGUCGUUCACGGGCGACGACGAGCGAGCCACGGGGUUCGGCGUCGCAUUCAUCCAGUCGUUGCUGAAGGAGAUCGACGGCGCGUGCUGGUAAAUAUGAGCAGUUUAUUGUCCAUGAGGUUAGUGCUCUGCCUUAGGCACCUCGACGGGCUUUUUCGGCUUGGUGAGAAUCGAGUCCCAUGUCUGACGUUUUAAAAACUCGAUCAUAUAGUCCUCGCUGAUUUGGCGUCAGGGCUGAAGUGCCCAUUUCGAUGCCC